AUGGCUGAUCCUGCAACUAAAAGAUCUGAUGAACUCAGACAACAAGGUAACAGAAAAUACACUGAAAAGGAUUAUAAAGCAGCUAUAAAGUUUUAUGAGGAAGCUCGAACAUUGACACCAGCCGAUGCAGCCAUUCCUUCAAAUCUAGCAGCUUCGUUUUACGAGUUGGGUAUGUACGACAAGGCUUUGCUUUACAGUCAGAGAACCAUUGACUUGUUGGAAAAGGCUGGAGAAGAUCCAAAAAAGUUGAGAAGAAAGAACUUGAUCCGUCUUGCAAGAAUAUACUAUAUGGUGUCGCCUCAAAAGAAGGAUCUCAAGGGAUUCGCUCGCGCAGCAUUCAAACAAACAGAUCUCGAACAAACCGACGACAAUGAAGAGUUGGUCGCUAUCCACAAUCAAAUUCAAGCUUUCAUUAAUGACGACAGUGUCCCCAAACACGAGAAAAAGGAGCGUGACGUCUUUACCAACUUGCCAAGACUACAUUCAACCAAGACACCCAGUGUUAGAGAGUAUUACACCUUUGGACAUGACACUGCAUCGAGUAUUCUAUUUCACUAUGACGAGCGUAUGGCCGACCGCGAGAAUAAGGGUAUCAGAAUCAGUCAACACCCUAAAUUAUCAUUCUUUUUUGGUGGCGUUGGAGAUGCGCGUAACGUUAUGAUGUCUCUGUCUGACAUUAACCGUCAAGUCACACAAGAAGGAGGUUCAUCGAUGGACAUUAGCAGCAUCAAAAUCGACUUUGUUCUCAACGACGUCUUAAACACUAGUAUUGCACGUUCCAUCCUGGUCUUUAUGAUUUGCGAAGAGUUGGGUCAAUACUCUUACGAUGACUUGCAGAAAAAGAAAGAAGCAGCAAAUCUCAGUGCACUCCUCUACUAUAUCUACCUCGGUGUUGUCAUGCCAGAGACAUUGUAUCUUGAUCUUGUCAAGCGUAUAAAGUCAUUUAUCCAAAUGGGUGACAAUGGACAAUUGCCAUCGUGGAUUGUAAUCUCGCCGGCCACAUGGAAGAGUGUACGUAAAUCACUUGCAUUUUGGAUCAGUGACGAUUUCCACGCUUCUACUAGAUGGUUACUCAGAACGUUUGCACCAGAGAUUGACAACUCGUUUUUGGACGGUCUCGACGACCAGGUCAGAAACGAUCAGUACAAACUUGGCCAAAAGCUUGGCGAAGAGUACAAGAACCAACUUCCUAUCCCCGUUCAAUUGGAAAACUUCUUUAUGAAGAGCUUCAAGAUCCUUUACCCACCCGACCAAUGUGAUGCUGGCACUCUUCAUCCAAAACUCAAGACAUUGAUGGAAGAACUCAAGAGCAAGAGCAAGGUCAACGACAAAUCAGCCAAACAAAUGAUGGAGGAUAUUGCUGCCACUUGGAAGCCAAAUUUGACUUGUAUCGAUCAAAAAUGGAACAUCAACAACACUAGCUCCAACUUGCACUUUGAUCCAAUCCUCGUUGCCGACAAUUGUUUCAACGACGCUUGGAUGACCAAGAGACUCAGGGAAAAGGCUACCGCCGCAAAGUCAAAGGUAGCAACUCCAACACUCUUUGAAUUCUUUAUCCAAGACUUUUAUCAAUGUGGUCAAGCUAUUCAUAGACUUGGCAAGUCUGGUCAUCUCGUCAUGGAGUUUGACGUCAAUGAAAUGCACGACACCCUCGCCAUGAUUAGCGACAAGAAACGUGAGGCUUCCAGUCUCCCCAUCAUGUUUGAUCGUAUUCAUCUUAGUAAUGUCACUGAUCACACUGGUUACAUUACUCCAUUCACUGAAAUUGCUCAACUACUCAAGCGUAAAGACUAUAGUUAUAUCUGUUUUGCCAUUCUUUUAAAUGUCAGUUUCUGGAAGGAUAUGAAUGAACUCGUCUACUCCUACACUGGUAUUCAAAACAUUGGUGAUUUCCCAAAGUACUUGGGUUUCAAGAAACUCUAUGGUGAUCUCUUUACCGAAUAUACCUAUUGGCAACCAGUAGAUAGUCCAAAAGAACUGGCCACCAAAGAAGAAAUUACUCAAUGGAUUUUUAAUUUAUUUGUUAAUUUUGGUAUUCCUGCUCCAAUGAAUCCAAGCCAAAUUUGUAUUAUUAAUUCACCAAAUAAUCUUAGUGCAAUCUUUAAGGUAUUAACUAGAUUGAAUGAAAUUGGAUAUCCUAUUCAUUGGUUGACAAGUAUUUUGGAGAGUUUGUUGUGUGGUGCCAUCAAUACAACGGCAACGAUUCCAGGUCAAAGAGUCAUCAAGUACAUCAAACAAUACAUGAGAAAGUACAACAUUUUGCCAUGGCAAUUAGAAUUGUCAACAUUGACUGGUCUUUGGACUGAACGUCAUGGAAUUAGAAUCAACUCACCAACAGCCAUCUACAAGGUACCAUAUCCAGGUCAAGUCCAACACUACAGAAUUCCAAUUCAAAUGAUCAAUGAAUUUAUUCCAUUCUCUGGUGGAAGUGUCAUUGUCAGUACAUUGGUCGCUGUCAUUGAAUAUCCAUCAAUGCCAAGUGAUCGCAAGAUUCAACGUUUUGAUCCAAUGGAUUUCGAUAGUUCACCCUUUGACGACACCAUUAGAAACUCUUUGGUUGAAAUUAAACAUGCCAAUUGGUUACAAAUCGUUUCCGUUUGCAGUUGGAAUGAUGUCACUCGUCAAUUAGACUUUUGGAUGAGUAAAGUUGAAUUCCAAAAACUUACUCAACUCGGUUGUACCGUUGCCGUAUUCCGUAAUGAUAGUUGGAGAGUCAUUUCAAACUCUUCAUCUUUAACAAAUGCUACUGUCAUCUCUGAUAAAUAA
Molecule: messenger RNA, 2766 nt
Organism: Cavenderia fasciculata
Lineage: Eukaryota; Evosea; Eumycetozoa; Acytosteliales; Cavenderiaceae
Exons: 3
Coding region: 1-2766 (921 amino acids)
Molecular function (GO): protein binding
Source: RefSeq, a predicted model, not a curated record